CAUGGAACUAGCUUGGCCGGGACCUUUCCCAUUGCAUAUGUGUACAUUAAGUCAGACCGCUUUGCUUUUGUUGACUUUCCUCACAUCUUCUUUGCGAUUUCUCUGAAUACUGCUCCUUUUCCACAUCUCAUUCACAGGUUCAAACGUCCUCAAGUCGAUUUACCCCUCACUCUCCCAUCAUGGUCAAGGCCGUUGUUCUGGGUGCCGCUGGUGGCAUUGGCCAGCCACUGUCUCUUCUUUGCAAGAUUUCCCCUCUUAUCGACGAACUCUCACUCUUCGAUGUGGUCAACACACCAGGUGUCGCAGCCGACCUGUCACACAUCUCCUCAGUCGCUACUGUAGGUGGCUUCGUCGCUGCCAAGGGCGACUUCAAGGGCGAGAAGCAAGAGACGGAAGAUGCGAAGAAAGAAGCUUUGACUGGUGCAGACAUUGUCAUCAUUCCAGCUGGCGUUCCUCGAAAACCCGGCAUGACAAGAGACGACCUCUUCAAGACCAAUGCUGGUAUCGUCAAGGACCUCAUCGUUGCUUGCACCAAGUACUGUCCCAAGGCCAUGAUCUGCGUCAUCUCAAACCCUGUCAACUCCACCGUCCCAAUCGCCGCCGAAGUGUUGAAGGAGGCUGGCUGCUUCGAUCCCAAGAGACUCUUCGGUGUUACGACCCUUGAUGUCGUCCGUGCUCAGACAUUCGUUGGAGACAUCACUGGCGAGAAGGACCCCCGCAAGCUCGCUAUCCCGGUUGUUGGUGGCCACUCUGGCAACACCAUCGUUCCUCUGUUCAGCCAAGCCAAGCCAUCCGUUAACAUCCCCAGCGACAAGCUUGAUGCGUUAGUGAACCGUGUCCAAUUCGGAGGUGACGAGGUUGUCAAGGCCAAGGAUGGCGCCGGUUCCGCAACUCUUUCCAUGGCAUAUGCUGGCUUCAGAUUCGCCGAGUCUCUGAUCAAAGCAGCCAAGGGUGAGAAGGGCAUCGUCGAGCCAACAUUCGUCUACCUGCCUGGUGUCGAAGGUGGUGAUGCCAUUGCCAAGGCAACUGGCUGUGAUUACUUCUCCGUCCCCGUUGAACUCGGCCCCAACGGAGCCGAGAAAGCCAUCAACAUCCUCGACAGCGCCAAUGAUUACGAGAAGAAACUCCUCGAAGAAGCCAUCAAGGGUCUCAAGACCAACAUCGAAGCCGGCAUCAGUUUCGUCAAGAACCCACCCAAGUAGGACGUGAGCGACUUCUACCCCAGAACGAGCCUGCCUGCCAUGCCGGUUUUUUCGAAUAUGAGCGAUCAAUAUACGCCAUAAGAAACUGACCAGGGUCUGGAGCAGGUUAUGAACAGCAUAUCAUGCAGAAACGGAAUGUGUCAUUCGAGUCGACUGAUGCCAUAGCUUUCAGAACUGCAGACAUCCCACAGAGAUUGCGUAGACAAAAUCAAUCCGCGUUUCAUGCAAUAUUUGAGAUUCUUAAUCGGCCGUCAAGGCCGUAUAAUCCUGGUCCAGAACAGAAUGUUCCCGGGCGUUGGCCUCCUUCCCUGACCGACUGUGACGCGGUUCUGUUGUCGGGGUAAGGCCGGCGUGCUCUGAUUGGUGUAUCUCUGGGGUGGUUGUAUAGCUCGGGGGGUUGUUAUGUCUUGGUCGGGAUUGUCUUGAUCUGGAACGACGCGCUCGGCAACUCUGUCGUCUCGGCUUGGACAGUAGCUUUGAUACCCAGACUCGAUAGAACCCCUCUGAUGAUUCCGCAGGGGAAGUACAAAUGCGGUUGCGCCCUGACGAUGGCUUCGGCAUGUGUAGUCAUGCUCAUUCGAGCGAACGGGCGGAAUUUGCUAUCUGUCAAGACAAAGACACCCUGUAAGACA
Messenger RNA from Exophiala xenobiotica, 1834 nucleotides. RefSeq names its product malate dehydrogenase, NAD-dependent, variant. Gene Ontology annotation, cellular component: cytoplasm. Gene Ontology annotation, molecular function: L-malate dehydrogenase (NAD+) activity. Lineage: Eukaryota; Fungi; Ascomycota; Eurotiomycetes; Chaetothyriales; Herpotrichiellaceae. Bases 180 to 1202 code for a protein of 340 amino acids. The record is from RefSeq and is a predicted model, not a curated record. Gene Ontology annotation, biological process: malate metabolic process; tricarboxylic acid cycle. The transcript has 7 exons.